Drosophila rhopaloa is the source of this 1566-nucleotide messenger RNA. RefSeq names its product fibroleukin-like. The record is from RefSeq and is a predicted model, not a curated record. Bases 463 to 1401 code for a protein of 312 amino acids. Lineage: Eukaryota; Metazoa; Arthropoda; Insecta; Diptera; Drosophilidae. The transcript is spliced from 3 exons.
UCUGUGUCCAGUUCUUGUUUACUGUUAUCAAUUUCCCUCAACCGCACCUCGCCAAUAAGAUUAUUUAUUGCUAAAAUAUAUCGCGAAAAGUUAUGAAUAAGAAGAAACUGGGCAAUUUUUCGGAGGAGCAGCAGGGAUCUUUGGAGGAUACAGCAUCAGAUAAUAAUUCUCCCAGCAGCGAUUCCGAAUCCGACACAUCAAAACAAAUUAGGACUAUGAGAGAGCUUAAGAAAACUAUUGAAAUCAAUCAAAGACAACUCCGAGAUCUGGGUGAAAAAUUAAAAGAAGCUGAAACAUUGGUAAAUUUUUACAAGGAAAAAUGUAAGGACAAAGACGAGCUGAUUGCUUCCUUAAAAACAUCAAUCGAGUUGAGCAGUGAAACUAUAAAACUAAUUAAAAGUCAAAAGGCAGAACUGCAAACUUCUCUGCCACUUCACAACAACUUAAACAUACCAAAAUUGGAUGGGAAAUCCUACCAACCUGAGCGAUAUGCCUUCAAAUAUGGCUUUAAAAAAUCUCGAAUCUAAAAUUAGAGAGAAAGAGAUCAUGCUGGAGAAACUGGAAACUAAAGUAGAAACAGACGGCAAUAUCAUAUCUAAUCUCAAGUCCCAAAUUAGAGAUAAAGACAUUCUACUGGUCAAUUUCGAAGACAAAGCCCAAGCGGACAAAAAUGAAAACAAAGAACAAAGAAAGGCAAUAUCAGGGUUAGAAAAUAAAAUAUCAGAGCUAGAAGACAAACUAAAGCAAACAAAUGAAAAUCUAGCAAUAUACAAGAAACAAGGAUCUGCUGAAGAAAUGGUUGCAAGUUCGCCAAUGAUUUUGUUUAACUACACGAAAACAUCAAUGGAAAUAUUUAAAGCACGCAAUGUAGAAGCCCUUCAUAAAUUGGAUUUGAUUAAUUUAACUAUAGGUUCUGGAUGGAUAGUCGUACAGAAACAUUUUAAUGAUGGUGAGGACUUUGACACUCCAGUUAUUUCGAAAAUUUCAGAUAGCUUUCAAGACCAAUCAUUGGGUACCCCAGAGGAGAGUUUCUGGCUUGGCUGCGAGUUAUUGCACAAAAUAACAACGGGACGGAGGCACGAAUUAUACAUUUUACUUUCAUACUUCAAUGGUCAUCAAAUAUAUGCCCUAUACGAUGACUUUGUUGUGGGUCCGGGUCCAGACUACAAAUUGAAAUCCCUGGGUAAAUACGAGGGAGACGCUGGCGACGGGCUUCGGAGUCAUGAGAAUCAGAAAUUUCGUAGUUACUCACUAAGUUCGGAAUCGGUUUGCUCUCGAUGGUGGGAAAGUAAGGACGACGGAUAUUUCAAUUUGAAUGUACCAUAUAGAAAUGGGAAACUUUAUAUAGAACCCAACGAGUUCGUAUGUGCCAGUAGAAUGUUUAUAAGACCGCGGACAUAGCUUGCAGUUUUAAAAGACUCACCAAUUAAGACGGGUGGUAUUCACUGAAUUAAAUUUGAUACCUGUAUCGAUGCGAAAACUUUUUAUGUAAUUUAAAAAAGUGAAAUUGUUAAUAUGUAAAUUGUAUUAUCUUCUGGUAUGAAAAUAUAAAUUUCAUCAAAGGCA